Messenger RNA from Desarmillaria tabescens, 1127 nucleotides. RefSeq lists its product as uncharacterized. NCBI's taxonomy places the organism in Eukaryota, Fungi, Basidiomycota, Agaricomycetes, Agaricales, Physalacriaceae. The record is from RefSeq and is a predicted model, not a curated record. The transcript has 4 exons. The coding region runs from base 1 to 687 and encodes 228 amino acids.
AUGUCGGUAGAACACAGCCUUGUACUCGAUACGAGUGGUCUGUAUGAGCACGACGAGGACAUAUGUGAUUUGAGUGAUCCGAAUAUGGACUUAGAGGUCCUUUUGUUGCAUCGCGCAGCAGAAAUGCCAGACAUGGCGGCUGGGGCAUCAAAGCAUCGCAUCGGGAGAACCACCUCUCGAGGAGGACACGUUUGGAUUGGUCGGUGUAGGUUUAGAGUCCGACUGAGACCAGGCGAGUUGUGUCAUUUUUGGUCGGGUGGGCGAUGCGUCGGAGGGCUCAUCGAUUACAGCUCGCAGAGUAGGAAACCUGUAGUAGCACGCUUGUCUGAUAAAAUAUGGAUGGUGUUCGGUCUCAAUGUAUGGAGAGAGAACGGAGAACCUGACAAGUGGCCGGUAGGCAUGUCGGCUGGAGAAAAGGACAUCGCUGUCUUCGCCAUCCAUAUCGUACGACUCAUCGCUGUUGGCUUGGGAAGCUACGCCACAAGUCUCGUAUUUGGGAAAGCAGGACUAUCGUGCAUUCGGGGCGAGCGGCGGAACACAUAUGGUUUCUGCGAUGUAGGUCGAGGGAACGAGGGCCAGGUCAAAAACAAACCGCCAGUAAACGGCUUAUCAAUAUCCUUGGAGCUGAUACAAAGUGAUAACAAUGUCGUCGAACUUCUCGAUGAAGAUGAACAAGCUGCCUGGUGACCACCAUGAACUGUACUAGAUACAAUGUCAAUAGGAUUUCUGCGAGAUAAAGAAUGACGGACAUACCAAAGAGUCGUACAACCAAAGACGGUCUCCCAGCUGAACCUGUCGAUUCCUCUAUAGCCACCCUCGAACACCAGAUUCUGUGUCUCGCUUCCUCCUAUGCCAUCCUCUGCUCAAAAUUGACACAUUGGCACGUCAUCUAUGCGAACCAAGUCCGAGCGUCUCUACCUCUUUCGGUUCCCUUCUCUCCAGUUGUCACGAUGACAUGCAUCGUCUGUGCGAAUCAGACUGCGAAAGUCGUUCUACUGUUGGGAGACGCAAAGCAUGUCCGUGGAUUGUGGAGCGGUCCGUGAGAUCCAAGUUCCGCUAGGAGUCGACGUCCUGUUCAGCACAGACUAAGCUCAGAGAUUGAGGUGUCUGUCUUGCGUUGCAUUAUG